AUGGCGACCAGCUCCUCCAUGAGCCUCCUCGGGGCUUUCAGAGGCCUUUCUAUCGCCACGGCCCCGGCCACGAGGCCCUCGCUGGGUCGCUGCCUCGCCGCCGCCUCCCGACAGCAGAGACCAUCCCCGAUCCCCAGCAAUGCAAGGGCCUUCUCCGCGACGGCCGCCCAGGCGAACUGGCUGGAGCCGCGGAUGGAGAGAAAGAAGAAGAUGAUGAAGGGGCGCCCGCGCGUAGCGACCGGUGGCUCCAUCAAGGGAACCACAGUGGCCUGGGGCGACUACGGCCUGCGCAUGACCGAUCACCACCGAAGGAUCAGUGCCCAGCAGCUGAAGAUUGCCGAAGAUACCAUCAAGGCGCGGUUGCGUGGUGAGAAGUACCGACUGUACAAGCGGGUGAACUGCGAUGUUGGCGUCUUCGUGAGCGGCAAUGAGAUGCGUAUGGGUAAAGGAAAAGGAUCCUUCGAUCAUUGGGCCACAAGGGUCGCAGUCAACCAGAUCGUUUUGGAGCUGAAGGGAAUGGUCCACGAACAGAUUGUCCGCGAUGCGUUCCGUCUCGCAGGAAACAAGCUACCCGGCCAAUGGGAGUUUGUGAAGAAGGGAGCACCCCCUGUGGUGGGCAUGACAAAGUUGUGGAAGGGUGUCACCCUCGAGGAGCUGAAGAGGCCCCGGAGGAAAGUCUCGGCCGACAAGCUGCAGCCAGUGCCCUCUCCGUCUACAACAUCAGAGGCCCCCGAGCCUCUAGGCGCAGCUCCAUGA
This is a messenger RNA of Neoarthrinium moseri, 756 nucleotides long. RefSeq lists its product as uncharacterized. The coding region runs from base 1 to 756 and encodes 251 amino acids. Lineage: Eukaryota; Fungi; Ascomycota; Sordariomycetes; Amphisphaeriales; Apiosporaceae. The transcript is spliced from 3 exons. Gene Ontology annotation, cellular component: ribosome; mitochondrial large ribosomal subunit. The record is from RefSeq and is a predicted model, not a curated record. Gene Ontology annotation, molecular function: rRNA binding; structural constituent of ribosome. Gene Ontology annotation, biological process: mitochondrial translation.